AUGCCGCACUCCACGUCGCACUCGACCGGUUCCCACAUGCGGGCUGCGUCCCAAACUCGAUCGUCCACAAACAAGUCUUUUGGGGAAUCACACGGCGGGCCAGGGCAGGGAGAGACGGAAAAAUUUCCCGAUUUCGAUGCCGGGCAGACUCUUCCAGGCGGGCAACCGUCGGGCCAGCGGUGGCAGCAAAACGGCUUGACGCCCGGCAAUGGUGACGCCUCUCAUGCGGGUCGCUGGCACGCCCGUAGAGACAGUAGGGUAAGAUGGGCUCCUCCGGACGCCACCUCGGGCUUCUCGGGCCAUUCCAAGAAGGCCAGAAUUAGCAGUACCGUCCAUCGAAUGCGCUCCGCUAGCAUGAGCCAAAACGCCCAGGAGAUCGCAGGAGCGCUUCGUGCGCCCGUCUCUUGGAAGCUGAUCGGGCUCUGCGUCAUGUGGUACUGGUCGUCCGCCCUGACCAACACCUCCUCGAAAACCAUCCUCACGGCCUUCGAUAAGCCCGCAACCUUGACUCUUGUCCAGUUCGCCUUCGUAUCCUCAUACUGCAUGCUGUUCUCAUGGCUGGCGUCCACGUUCCCGCGACUUAGAGACGCAGUCCCGGCGCUGAGGCAUCCGAUCCGGGCUCCUUCACGAGAUGUGAUCAGAACCACACUACCGCUAGCCGCCUUCCAAAUAGGGGGCCACCUCCUCAGUUCGAAUGCCACCUCCAAAAUACCCGUGUCUCUCGUCCACACCAUCAAGGGACUCUCCCCACUCUUCACCGUCCUAGCCUACCGCUUCAUCUUCGACAUUCGCUACCCCAAGGCGACAUACCUCUCCCUCAUCCCACUUACUUGCGGUGUCAUGCUCGCUUGCUCGGGCAAGCACGGGUUUGGCGGGCAAUUCCUCGGCAUUCUCUACGCCCUGCUCGCCGCCAUGAUCUUCGUUACCCAGAACAUCUUUUCCAAGCGGCUCUUCAACGAGGCGGCGCGUGCUGAGCAGGAAGGGCCCAACCACCAAUCCCGCAAACUCGACAAGCUCAACCUGCUCUGUUAUUCAUCCGGGAUGGCAUUCCUCUUGACGGGCCCCAUCUGGCUAUGGUCGGAGGGAGUCGAUAUCAUCGGCGAUUUCCUCUGGGACGGCAGCGUGGACCUGAUCCAGAGCCCCAACUCGCUCGACCACGGUCCGUUGGUACUAGAGUACAUCUUCAACGGCACCUUCCACUUCGGCCAGAACAUCCUCGCCUUCGUGCUUCUGUCCAUGGUCUCGCCCGUCACGUACUCGGUCGCGUCGCUGAUCAAGCGCGUUUUCGUCAUCAUCAUCGCCAUCAUCUGGUUCCGCAGCCCCACCACCCGCAUCCAGGCCGUCGGCAUCGGCCUUACCUUCUUGGGCCUCUACCUGUACGACCGCAGCAGCGAGAAGAACAAGGCGGACCAGCGCGCCCGCUCCAUGACCGAGACGCGCCGGGAGGCCACGCUACUACCGCUAAGCACGAAGCAUGUGCUCCCGACCGGGCCGGGGGGCCAGGUCGGCCCACCGUUCUUUGAGAGCCCCGUGGGGAUGGGCGACCCUGCGGUCGGGCAUGCAUACACGCACGGCAGUGCAGCGGCGGCGGCCUUCGCGUCGAGCAGUGUCAUGACCGAUACUAAGAAGUCGGAUGAUGCCGGCGGGCGCGGUGGCAGGAAUAGGGGGAUGAGCAAUGCCGCGUGGCGGCCGCCGGGGACGAGACAGGAAGAUACGUGGCGGACGGGCGACAGCCCGAAAGCGGCUGCGCGGUGA
Messenger RNA from Chaetomium globosum CBS 148.51, 1755 nucleotides. RefSeq lists its product as uncharacterized. Gene Ontology annotation, molecular function: antiporter activity; phosphoenolpyruvate transmembrane transporter activity. Gene Ontology annotation, cellular component: endoplasmic reticulum; Golgi apparatus. Gene Ontology annotation, biological process: phosphoenolpyruvate transmembrane import into Golgi lumen. The record is from RefSeq and is a predicted model, not a curated record. The transcript is spliced from 2 exons. Lineage: Eukaryota; Fungi; Ascomycota; Sordariomycetes; Sordariales; Chaetomiaceae. Bases 1 to 1755 code for a protein of 584 amino acids.